UUUGACUUUGGGUAGUGAGGUUUUAGACAGAACCAAAUUGAAUUGCUGGUUUGGAAGCUGGUGCGGAAACCAGACCUAGGCUUGGAAGCUGCUUCCGGAGGCCGGUAGCUCUUGCUGCGGUUCCCGCCUCCUCAGCAUAGAAGAAGCUUCUCUCGGAGCUGCUGGCGAUGGUCAAGAGCUAGGAAACGGAGGAGGAAAUUCACUUUUCUCGGUCCAACUGCAGGUUGAUGGAAACUAGGGUUCCGGUGCAGCAUUACAAUCUCCGAUCUGCUAAUUCGUAUACUACAGGUACCUCUUUGCACGAUCUCAACACAGUGGAUGAUCGAUCAGGUGAGAUGGAGUGCAUUCGUGAUGGCGUCUCUGAUGGUAGUUUGGAUAACAACGAAGAAGAAGAAGAAUCCAGUGCUGUUAAUUGUCUUCAUGAACCGUACAGGGAUUCUUUAACUAAUCAUGAUGUAGGAGGAGUGAAAGAGGAUCGUCAAAUUAUUGAGAAUAAUGAGUCUUCUAGCUGUUCAUAUGAUAAUCUGACAGCUGAAGAUGUUUUGCCAAUUGAAAGUGCUAGGGCGAGAUUCUUGGAUAUUGUUGUGGAUAAUUUCAUCAGUUCACAUCUCCUUGAAGUACCUGACUCGGAAGUUGUUGAUUACUCAUCUGUGUCUGCUCAAGAUAAACUUGGGAAAAGGAAACCAAGGGAGAUUCAUUAUGAAGGUGAUGCAAGGUUUGUUUUGCCUUUGAUGUACGUGGCAAAUAUGUACGAAACUCUGGUUAAUGAAGUUAACACGAGGUUAACUUCUGUUAAUGAGUUUCGUGGAAAGAAUAUUGGAGUAGCUCUUGAAGCAGCUGGUGGUUUGUAUAGAAAGUUGACUAAAAAAUUCCCUAAGAAAGGAACUUGUACUUACAAAAGAAGGGAAUUGGCUACUUCUCUUGAAACAAGAUCUCGAUUCCCAGAGUUAGUUGUACAGGAAGAGAAACGGGUUCGAUUUGUUGUUGUUAAUGGUCUAUCUAUUGUUGAUAAACCAAUGAACAUCUCUCAAGUUGAUUCAGAGUGGUUCAAACGGUUGACAGGACGUAACGAAGUUGCCAUAUCUGACCGAGAUUUUAAGUUUUAUUCUCCAAGACACAAGUAUAGACGUGUAUCAUCAAGUCCUAGUUUGCCAACGUUUGGUGGCACGGAGAAUUCAUCUCCAAUGGCUAGUAGUCAAGGUUAUCGCUCUGUCAAUGACCAAACUCCUUCGAAGCAUCAGAUACAACGACACUCUCAGUUCCAUUCAAUGAACCCAACUGCUGCUCCGGCUUCUCAUUUUGUUCAUCACAAUCAUCAAUGUGUAGCCCCAAAUCACUUAACCGACGUUCCUCAUGCACAACAAUCAUCACCACCUUCCAUUUCUCACCAUAAUAUCGCUUGUCUGCAACAAUUACCACAAGCAGGAAACCGAAUGCAUAUGCUGACAAGUCCAGCGAAGUUUUGUGACGAAUGUGGCGCUCCAUAUUUGAGAGAGACGUCGAAAUUCUGCUCUGAAUGCGGCGUUAAGAGGUUAGGAACUUGAUUGAUAUAUACAAAACAUAUCAGUUGUGUUGGUACUACAAUUAAUACUCUUCCUGUAAAUAUUAUUAGCAUUAAAAGAUAUGGUUUUACUAUGUCAUUUGUUUUACUACAUUCAAUCAUAUAACAUAUGGUAGUGGUCAUGAAUUUGCACUAUGGGUUUAACCCGCGGAGAUUUGUCGCACUUUAAAAACUAAAAACAGAAGUUUGUAUGUUUUUUUUUUCAAUUUUGUAUGGCAUUAAA
This is a messenger RNA of Impatiens glandulifera, 1784 nucleotides long. RefSeq lists its product as uncharacterized. The transcript is spliced from 9 exons. The coding region runs from base 228 to 1544 and encodes 438 amino acids. NCBI's taxonomy places the organism in Eukaryota, Viridiplantae, Streptophyta, Magnoliopsida, Ericales, Balsaminaceae. The record is from RefSeq and is a predicted model, not a curated record.